AGUUUUGGUCCUUAAAGCUUUCCAUACCGCCAUAUUCCUAUCCGUCUGAGCUGCUCCACGUUGCAGGGAGAAAAACGGUGCGGCACCUGUAAAACAAAUAAAAAUCACAUUGAGGAGGUCAGAAUAUUUCGAGUGUUUAAGGUCCAGAAAGGGGCUCUCCGCAGCCCAUUCUGAUGAGAGUCAGGCAGGAUGUCUGAAAAACCAACCCGAAUUGCCAUAGUCAACCAUGACAAGUGCAAGCCAAAGAAAUGCAGGCAAGAAUGCAAGAAGAGCUGCCCAGUGGUUCGAAUGGGCAAAUUGUGUAUAGAGGUCACUCCACAGAGCAAAAUUGUUUGGAUAUCUGAAUCACUCUGUAUAGGAUGUGGUAUCUGCAUUAAGAAAUGUCCGUUUGGGGCCUUGGCCAUUGUCAAUCUGCCAAGCAACCUGGAGAAAGAGACUACUCACAGAUACUGUGCCAACUCUUUCAAAUUGCACAGGUUACCUAUCCCCAGACCAGGAGAGGUUUUAGGACUGGUCGGCACAAAUGGUAUUGGAAAGUCUACAGCGCUUAAGAUCCUUGCAGGCAAACAGAAGCCAAACCUAGGGAAAUAUGACGCCCCCCCUGACUGGCAGGAGAUCCUGGCCUACUUCCGAGGUUCUGAGCUGCAGAACUACUUCACCAAAAUCCUGGAGGAUGACCUGAAGGCCAUUGUGAAGCCUCAGUACGUGGACCAGAUCCCCAAGACUGUCAAGGGCAGUGUGGGCUCUAUUCUGAGCAGGAAGGAUGACACUAAGACGGAGGGAGUUGUCUGCGAACAACUUGAUCUGACUCAUCUCAGGGACAGGAAUGUUGAGGAUCUGUCAGGAGGAGAGUUGCAGCGUUUUGCCUGUGCUGUGGUGUGCAUCCAGAGGGCUGACAUUUUCAUGUUUGACGAGCCCUCCAGUUACCUGGAUGUGAAGCAGAGGUUGAAAGCUGCCAUCACUAUUCGCUCCCUUAUCACACCAGACAGGUACAUUAUUGUUGUGGAGCAUGACCUCAGUGUUCUGGACUACCUGUCUGACUUCAUCUGCUGUCUGUAUGGAGUACCCAGUGCAUACGGCGUUGUUACUAUGCCUUUCAGCGUCCGAGAAGGCAUUAACAUCUUCCUGGAUGGAUAUGUGCCGACGGAGAACCUUCGGUUCCGAGAGGCCUCCCUGGUGUUUAAGGUGGCUGAAACAGCCACGGAGGAGGAGGUGAAGAAGAUGUGCCGUUACCAGUACCCCAACAUGAAGAAGGUCAUGGGGGAUUUUGAGCUGCAGAUUGUGGAGGGCGAGUUCACGGACUCUGAGAUCAUGGUCAUGCUUGGAGAGAAUGGCACGGGCAAAACCACAUUUAUCAGGAUGCUUGCUGGCCGACUAAAACCAGAUGAUGGGGGAGAGGUUCCGAUUCUCAACGUCAGCUACAAACCUCAAAAGAUCAGCCCCAAAUUCAAAGGUAGUGUGCGUGCCCUGCUCCACGAGAAGAUCAGAGAUGCGUACACACACCCGCAGUUCGUCACGGACGUCAUGAAGCCUAUGCAGAUUGAUAGCAUCAUAGAUCAGGAUGUUCAGAACUUGUCAGGAGGAGAGCUUCAGAGGGUGGCGCUGGCCCUGUGUUUGGGUAAACCAGCGGACGUCUACCUGAUAGACGAGCCCUCGGCCUACCUGGACUCAGAGCAGCGUCUGAUGGCUGCCAGAGUUAUCAAACGGUUCAUCCUCCAUGCGAAGAAAACUGCCUUUGUGGUUGAGCAUGACUUCAUCAUGGCCACAUACUUGGCUGACCGUGUUAUUGUGUUUGAUGGUGUUCCAUCGAAAAAGACAACUGCUAACACGCCACAGACGCUGCUUGCCGGUAUGAACAAGUUCCUUUCACUCCUGGAGAUUACAUUCAGGAGAGACCCCAACAACUUCAGACCACGAAUCAACAAGCUCAAUUCCAUUAAGGACGUGGAGCAGAAGAGAGGUGGCAACUACUUCUUCCUCGACGACUAGCUUCACAUCUCACAAUGCAAUCCGUCCAUCCCCCAAAGUCGUUUAGUUCAAUGAGAGUAAGAAAAAGGAGAAAUGAGUUUGCUGCUUAUGAGGUCCUUCAUAUGGACUGUGGACCUGCUGCUUUAAGCUAGCUUCUGCUUCUGUUGUUACCUGGGCUUGGCCUUCCACCAACGUCCACAGAGUCAUAAUCUAUCUCUUGGUAUUUUAAUGGAAACACUCAAUAAAUGUACUCAUCUCCUCUGCA
Messenger RNA from Colossoma macropomum (tambaqui), 2233 nucleotides. RefSeq names its product ATP-binding cassette sub-family E member 1. The transcript has 18 exons. The record is from RefSeq and is a predicted model, not a curated record. Gene Ontology annotation, molecular function: ATP binding; iron ion binding; ATP hydrolysis activity. Lineage: Eukaryota; Metazoa; Chordata; Actinopteri; Characiformes; Serrasalmidae. Gene Ontology annotation, biological process: ribosomal subunit export from nucleus; translational termination; translational initiation. The coding region runs from base 190 to 1989 and encodes 599 amino acids.